CGCCACCGCUGCGCUCUAGCCUGGGUGACAGAGCGAGACCCUGUCUCAAAAUUAAUUAAUUAAUUAAUUUAAAUAACAAACAACAAAACCCGAGCCGUGCGGGCUCUGGGCUGGGCCGCCUCCCCGGUGGAGGGGGCUCCCUCUCAGGCUGACCGCCAGCCGCUGGGUCUGGGGACUGCCGGAUCUGGAGGCGCGGGGACCCCCGCGCACCUGACGGCUCCCAGGACGCCCCCCUGAGGCAGGCGGGAGGGCAGCACGGAGACGCCCCUCUGGGCAGAGUCCGCCCCAGCCACUCCCCUCUCCAACUCGACCUGCCUCGGCAAGUCCUGAGUGUCGCAAAAGUGCUAGGGUUGCGAGUGGCACCAGAGAGGUCCCCUUGUCCCGGGGUCCAUUUGAGGGUGAGCGUGUUGGUGCCGAGCUGUUUUUUUGUUUUGUUUUGCUUUGUGUUUUUGAGACCGAGUCUCGUUCUGUCGCCCAGGCUGGAAUGCAGUGGUGUGAUCUUGGCUCACUGCAACCUCCACCUUCCGGGUUCAAGUGAAUCUCCUGCCUCAGCCUCCUGAGUAGCUGGGAUUACAGGCACCCGCCACCACGACCAGCUAAUUUUUGUAUUUUUAGUAGAGACAGGUUUUCACCAUGUUGGCCAGGAUGGUCUCAAUCUCCUGACCUCAGGCGAUCUGCCUGCCUCAGCUUCCCAAAGUGCUGGGAUUACAGGUGUGAGCCACUGCACCCAACCAGUGCUGAGCUGUUUUGACAACUCGGACCCCGGGUCCUCUGUGGGUAGGAAAAUCAGCUCCCUCUUUGCUCCUCUGGGGCAGCUGCACCUCGGGCCAGCUUCCUGCCUGUCUCCCUGCCAGCACUGCUGGGUCGCCGUCCCCAAACGCACAGCCGGUGCCCUGUGCUAGAAGGUCUUCAGUUUCCAGAAAAGCCAAAGCAUCUUUGGACCUACGUAGGGAAGGACCUGCCUGUGACCUUUGCCCUGUCCUGGAGGGUCCAGCUUUGGGCUGAAUGGCAGCACCCACGCUGGGCCGUCUGGUGCUGACCCACCUGCUGGUGGCCCUUUUUGGCAUGGGCUCCUGGGCUGCUGUGAAUGGGAUCUGGGUAGAGCUGCCUGUCGUGGUAAAAGACCUUCCAGAGGGUUGGAGCCUCCCCUCAUACCUCUCUGUGGUUGUGGCGCUGGGAAACCUGGGUCUGCUGGUGGUGACCCUGUGGAGGCAGCUGGCCCCGGGCAAGGGCGAGCAGGUCCCCAUCCAGGUGGUACAGGUGCUGAGUGUAGUGGGCACAGCCCUGCUGGCCCCUCUGUGGCACCACGUCGCCCCAGUAGCAGGGCAGCUCCACUCUGUGGCCUUCCUAACUCUGGCCUUGGUGUUGGCAAUGGCCUGUUGUACCUCUAACGUCACUUUCCUGCCCUUCCUGAGCCACCUGCCACUCCCUUUCUUACGGUCUUUCUUCCUGGGUCAGGGUCUCAGUGCCCUACUGCCCUGUGUGCUGGCCCUAGUGCAAGGUGUGGGCCGCCUCGAGUGCCCGCCAGCGCCCACCAAUGGCACCUUUGGGCCUCCCCUCGACUUCCCUGAGCGUUUUCCUGCCAGCACCUUCUUCUGGGCACUGACUGCCCUUCUGGUCACUUCAGCUGCCGCCUUCCAGGGUCUCCUGUUGCUGUUGCCAUCACUACCCUCUGUAACCACAGGGGGCUCAGGGCCUGAACUUCAGUUGGGAUCCCCAGGAGCAGAGGAGGAAGAGAAGGAGGAAGAAGAGGCUUUGCCAUUGCAGGAGCCACCGAGCCAGGCAGCAGGCACCAUCCCUGGCCCAGACCCUGAGGCCCAUCAGCUGUUCUCAGCCCAUGGUGCCUUCCUGCUGGGCCUGAUGGCCUUCACCAGUGCCCUGACCAAUGGCGUGCUGCCUUCUGUGCAGAGCUUUUCCUGUUUGCCCUAUGGGCGCCUGGCCUACCACCUGGCUGUGGUGCUGGGCAGUGCCGCCAACCCCCUUGCCUGCUUCCUGGCCAUGGGCGUGCUGUGCAGGUCCCUGGCAGGGCUGGUUGGUCUUUCUCUGCUGGGCAUACUCUUUGGGGCCUAUCUGAUGGCACUGGCAAUCCUGAGCCCCUGCCCACCCCUGGUGGGCACCACUGCAGGGGUGGUCCUUGUGGUGCUGUCGUGGGUGCUGUGUCUGUGUGUGUUCUCAUACGUGAAGGUGGCUGCAAGCUCUCUGCUGCAUGGUGGGGGUCAGCCGGCAUUGCUGGCAGCUGGUGUGGCCAUCCAAGUGGGCUCCCUGCUUGGUGCCGGUGCCAUGUUCCCUCCCACCAGCAUCUACCACGUGUUUCAAAGCAGAAAGGACUGUGUAGACCCCUGUGGCCCCUGAGCCUGGGCAGGUGGGGACCCAACUCCACCCCACCUGUCUUCAUCGUGAGGCUGCCGCAGUGCCUGACUACUUGUGGCCCAGGCAGGCUUCCCCCAACACAGGAAUGCUCAUGGACGCCUGCACACUCCACAGAAGACGCUAGCAUGUCAGGCCAGGGUGGGCACCAAAGACCAGGCCCGGAGCCAGGGGACAGGCCGGGGCUGUGGGCUUGGCCCCAGGGCCUGAGAUCUUUGUGGGAUUUGUGCAAUAAAGUGUUUUUAUUGAAAACAAACAAACAAAAAAAACUAAUGAAAACCUUGUAAGAAAUAUAUAAUGAAAUCAGGGAACUGGAUUAAAUAAUUUUUCAUAUAUA
Pongo pygmaeus (Bornean orangutan) is the source of this 2704-nucleotide messenger RNA. It is a transcript of the gene SLC52A1, whose product is annotated as solute carrier family 52 member 1. The record is from RefSeq and is a predicted model, not a curated record. Lineage: Eukaryota; Metazoa; Chordata; Mammalia; Primates; Hominidae. The transcript is spliced from 5 exons. The coding region runs from base 1006 to 2352 and encodes 448 amino acids. Gene Ontology annotation, biological process: riboflavin transport. Gene Ontology annotation, molecular function: riboflavin transmembrane transporter activity. Gene Ontology annotation, cellular component: plasma membrane.